Molecule: messenger RNA, 2376 nt
Organism: Neospora caninum
Lineage: Eukaryota; Apicomplexa; Conoidasida; Eucoccidiorida; Sarcocystidae
Product: putative Bin3 domain-containing protein
Exons: 1
Coding region: 1-2376 (791 amino acids)
Biological process (GO): snRNA modification
Molecular function (GO): RNA methyltransferase activity; snRNA binding; O-methyltransferase activity
Source: RefSeq, a predicted model, not a curated record
AUGCCAACUGCAGGGAAUUCCACAGAGCUCCAGGGUGGCCGUGAAGCGCGAGGCAGCGUGGGAAACCCUGUCGAACACGCUCCGAACGGACAUGGCUUUCAAAGCAACAAGUUGAGCUCAGACGAAUAUGGCGAGAUUUUCUCUAGCAGGCGUAAGCGAAAAUGCCUUCAUGGAAACUUUCCGGCUUACUAUGCUGGGAGACGUGCAUUUGUACGUUCCCAUACUCGUAGCCAGCAACGCUCAGUACACAUGGACUGGCCAGCAGAUGGUGGCUGCGGACUCACUGGGAGAUCGUCUUUCGAGCGCCGUAUGCGGUCUCCCUCGAUGAAACCCGGGGAUAACUCUGGAACUGAUCCGUCCACCUCGGAUUCAAAAACAGGGCAUGACCUUAUUCGCGGUAUUGAUCCUCGUCUGGAUGCAGUUCUGUCGUCUCAUGGGAAUCGGUUUUUUGAAGGAAAGGAUGUCCUGGAUAUUGGAUGCAAUGCGGGUUCCCUUUGCUUAGCCAUUGGGGGAUUGCUUCGCGCACGGAGCGUCACCGGUAUGGAUAUCGAUGGGGACCUAGUUCGGCUGGCUAAUUCUGCGGUUGCGGAACUACGUGAAAUGGAACUGCGCGCACAUUUUCUGCGAUCGACACUGACACUGGAAAAAACUCUGGAGUCAGCUGCUGCCUACCGCACAGGCACGGGGACUCCUGCGACUUGUGUUUCAGACCUUUCGCCCCCUUUAGGUAACAAAGACAAACGCGCUAACGCUGAUGCAGGGAAACGCUUCACUUGGAGGCAUCCGGCGAAACCCGGUAGGGAUCUGUCAACAGCCUCAGCGGUACAGGCGCACGCCCCUACAAAGACAGGUCUUGACAAUGGGUGUGAGGAAGAUAAGGGUGUCGACGGUGUUCCACAUGGUUCUCGCGAAAUUCCUGAAAGCGCGGGCAACGCGACUUUGAAGCAACCAGGAGCAGGGGGGUUAACGAGAAGUCCAGGGCCCUAUUUUUCACGGGUGUUUGGACGAGUGUUGUGGAACGAGCUGGUGGCAGAGGCAACGACACGCGACCUGAGCGACUGCGGUUCGACAAGCAUAAGCUUACGUAAGGCCGUGCGGCUAACGAAACAGGCAAAUGAAAGUCACGUUGCCUCAAGCUUAGAGAGUGGCUCCACGGAAAUAGCUGCGAGUGCUGGAAAUUCGAACUGCAUCUCCGCGUCUCCCGACCGCAACCCAAUUUUCCCAUUCAAUGUCUAUUUCCGCUCAAGUGAUAUCGUGGAAGGUGUGACCUCGCACUCCUCCACUGCACCAGUAGAGGACGGAAGAGAACUUGCGUCGCCCCUUGAAUCCAGGCAGUGUUUUUGCGAAAUUCUGAGGCAUGUUCGUCGCGCGGCUGGGGUACUGCCAGAGCCGGCGUUGUUGCGUCCUGGCUCCUUUGACGUAGUUCUCUGCUUUUCAGUUACGAAGUGGAUUCAUCUUCACCAUGGGGACAGGGGUAUUUUGGUUCUUUUCUCGCGCCUUCAUACUCUGUUGAAGCCUGACGGAAUCCUUCUCCUCGAGCCACAGGAUUGGGCUUCGUAUCGACGCGCAAGACGCCUGUCGUGUGCCUUCAAGCAACAGUUGCGCCGUAUUCGUCUACCUCCAAAGAUGUUUACUGCAAUUCUUACCGGAAACAAUGGUUGCACGAACUCGCCGUGCUCUUCUUGUUGUUUGGCGUAUGGAACUGGUUCAUGCGAGGAGACGACGCCGGCUAGCACGGGGUUGUCUGCAGGGCCAAAGAAGCCACGUGAACAAACUGAGACGACGGCCGAGAGAAGGGAGAGCGAUUGCAAUUCUUUGCGCUGCGACGUAACUCCUGUGUGUCCACAGUAUUCCGGGUCACCACAAGGGUCGAUGACUGAAAAGGCUGACCAACCGUUUGUUCUUGUGUCUUCAUUAGACCCGUGGAACCAUGAAGUCCAAAUCGACAGAAACUCUCAGAUUGGUGGUGACGAGGGGGCGAUGUUGCGUGACUCGCGACCUGUCGCGGAACAAACGGAGGAGACCCGUCCCUGCAAGUUCUCAGUCGACGAAGAAUUCAAGCUGGGAGAUGUUACUUCCAGCAGCAGGGAGGAGGGGUGUUUGGAAGGUGUCUUUAAUGAUAUUCAACGGUGUCCACAGGCGCCUGUUAAUGACGUUUCCCAGAAAGAUACAGAGCUCCUGGAGUCUCGUGAACUGAACACAUCAGAGUCGAGAACUACCCGUGAAUCCAAGGGGAGGCUAUCGGACAGGCGUAUCCUUGUAUUACGGAAGAGUAGUAGUAUAUUUUCAUUGUGCUGCUGUACCUUGAAGAUGUUGACCACCGGUGCUGUGGAGAGGUACGGGCCCAAACCACUCACCACGCACAGCCAGUCUUGA